AUGAAGGAUAUCGUCACCCUGCGCGCCCACAAGGGGCGCUCGACUGUCGUCAUGGAUAAGGCUGAGUACUGCACAACACUAGGCAACCCCUUGAUGGACAAGGAAGCUUAUGCGCCAUCGACCGUCAGCGAGUUUAAAAAGCUCGUAAACAGCAUAAACAGGAUGAUCGGCAAGCUGAGGAAGGCGGCAGCUCUUACGAGAAGGGAAGCGUUGACCGCAAAAGCCAGUGAUACCGCGAUGGCGCGCUUCUACGGCCUACCAAAGGUCCACAAGCAGGGGGUGCCGCUACGCCCCAUCGUCUCCUUACGUUGUACUCCAAACUUUGGGCUGUCAAAGUGGCUGUACCAGCGACUUUGUUUCCUUACCAAGGAUUCGGAGUGGACAGUAAAGUCGGCUGAAGAGUUCUUGAUGCGCACCAAACAUCUCGAAGUGGAGGCAGAUGAGGUGAUGGCGUCAUUUGACGUGAUCUCCUUAUUCACCUUCAUCCCACCCGCGCUGGCUAUCGACACUAUUGACGGUUUUCUCCAGGAAAAGUAUGAUGAGACCGACCAACAGCUCAAACGAGCACACAUGAUAGAACUGUGUCGUAAGACCUUCUUUUCAUUCAAAGGCCAAGUUUACGAGCAAAAGAAGGAGACAUCGAUGGGCUCGCCUCUGUCUGGACUAAUUGCCGAAGCAGUUUUGCAGAGGCUAGAGCAGCAGGUCUUCAGCUCGUACCCCCGAAGUUCUGGGCCAGAUACGUCGACGACACGUUCGUUGUAA
Molecule: messenger RNA, 762 nt
Organism: Spirometra erinaceieuropaei
Lineage: Eukaryota; Metazoa; Platyhelminthes; Cestoda; Diphyllobothriidea; Diphyllobothriidae
Source: the annotation of a GenBank genome assembly